Messenger RNA from Colletotrichum aenigma, 1170 nucleotides. Its product is annotated as putative epoxide hydrolase. The coding region runs from base 1 to 1170 and encodes 389 amino acids. The transcript has 4 exons. Gene Ontology annotation, molecular function: epoxide hydrolase activity. NCBI's taxonomy places the organism in Eukaryota, Fungi, Ascomycota, Sordariomycetes, Glomerellales, Glomerellaceae. Gene Ontology annotation, biological process: epoxide metabolic process. The record is from RefSeq and is a predicted model, not a curated record.
AUGGACCCCUCAAUCAAGCCCUACAAAAUCAAUGUCCCGGAUUCCGCGAUCGAGAAUCUGCACGCCAAGCUCGACAACGCCAAAUUCCCACCAGAAAUUCCGCUCACUGAUAGCUGGGACUAUGGCGUGCCAGUCUCUCACAUCAAACGACUCGUGAAUCACUGGCGGAACGGCUUUGACUGGCGGGCAGCCGAAGCCAAGUUGAAUGAGAUCCCGCAGUACACGACCACGAUCUCUGUCGACGGAUUCGGAGAUCUAGACAUACACUUUGUGUGGCAGAAGAGCGCCCAACCUGGCGCCGUUCCAUUGCUGUUUUGCCAUGGCUAUGACUUCUAUGAGGCCCUUAAGCUCAUUCCCCUCCUCACAACUGAGACGAGCGGUCUCUCAUUCGACGUCGUCACGCCUUCACUUCCCAACUUCGGCUUUUCUCAGGGGUCAGAUAAGCCCGGAUUUCGCAUGCCUCAAUACGCCGAGGUGAUGCACAAAGUUAUGCUCAAGCUCGGAUACGAGCAAUAUGUGACACAGGGAGGAGAUUGGGGCUUUUUGAUUACCCGCUUCAUGGGUCUCAAAUAUCCGGAUCACGUCCUUGCCUCGCAUCUCAAUAUGGUCCAAGCCAAGCCGCCUUCGCCGUUCAAGAACCCAUUGCAAUACAUCAAGAGCCUCUGGCCACAUACUGAUCAGGAGAAGAAGGGUCUUGAGCGGACCACAUGGUUUGCCAAGGAGGGUUACGGCUACAACCUUGAGCAACAAACCCGCCCUGCUACCCUCGGUAUUGGGCUGGCCGACUCACCUGUCGCCGUUCUCGCAUGGAUAUAUGAAAAGCUUCAUGAUUGGACCGACGGAUAUCCAUGGACUGACGACGAAAUUCUCACUUGGAUCUCGAUCUACCAGUUCUCGACUAUGGGCCCUGAGGCUAGUGUGAGGAUCUACUACGAGGUGCGACAUCCUAUCGCACACACGGAACAGUUUGGGUGGAUCCCAAGGGUAAAGCUUGGGGUUUCCAUCUUCCCAAUGGACUUGUUCGUCCCGCCUAUUAAUCACGCGAAGACCUUGGGACCUGUGGUACUUGCGGUCACGCAUGGCGAUGGUGGCCACUUUGCUGCGCAUGAGAGGCCAGAAAUAUUGGCCAAGGAUUUGAGGCAGAUGUUUGGCAAGGGUGGAGAGGAAUAG